Echinococcus granulosus is the source of this 3066-nucleotide messenger RNA. RefSeq names its product Zinc finger protein 26. Gene Ontology annotation, biological process: regulation of DNA-templated transcription. Lineage: Eukaryota; Metazoa; Platyhelminthes; Cestoda; Cyclophyllidea; Taeniidae. The transcript has a single exon. Gene Ontology annotation, molecular function: DNA-binding transcription factor activity, RNA polymerase II-specific; RNA polymerase II cis-regulatory region sequence-specific DNA binding. Bases 1 to 3066 code for a protein of 1021 amino acids. The record is from RefSeq and is a predicted model, not a curated record.
AUGUACGGAGAUCCCACGCGUACACGUUCUUCUAACGCAAGUGCCAAUGAAACUCAACGAAAUGCUUUAUCAAUCCCAAUUCCUGCUACUUCCCAUGAAGACACUGCCAUAUACGCCCUUGAUGGUUUCGACAGCUUUCAAGAGCCACUGGGAUAUAUGAGUAACGCCAGUGGGAACCUUAGGGGAGACGAAUAUCCGAUGUAUCACCUUAUAGACCCAGACAACUGCCAUGUUUUGAGAGAGAUAGUGUACCUGAAUGCUGUUCCACAAGAAAUCACACCAAACGAUUUUACCAAAGGCGCUUGGCUUGCAGAUUUGGAAUCUGCCGAAGUCGGUGGCGCUGGCAACACGGACAUUGGAUUUGCUUUACAGGCAACGCCUGGCGCCUCCGCUGUCUUUCCUGAAACUGCCGUUGACUUGCGGUGUCCGGAAUGCGGUGAGUCUGCCAACUGUGAAUGCCAAUUAUAUCUGCAUAAAAUACUUCAACACGCAUCAUUGAGUGCUCUAGAUGAAAUUAAAUGUCAGAUUUGCGGCAAAAAGUGCUCAAGGAUAUCUGCAUUUAAAAGUCAUUUAUCGUUACACUUACUUCGAAAUGACCAAGUUUGUUCGAAUUGUCAAACACAAAUUUCCUGUCCGACGGCUGUCCAUGACACCGAGGAACAGAUUAUUCCGAUGCCGUCAAAUCAGUAUCGAUGUAGACUUUGUGGGGUUAACCAUUCAUCUUUGACUCAGCUUCGUAUACAUUAUAAACACAAUCAUCCUAAGAGGCAGACGGAUAAUUCAGAACCUUUAUCUACCUCUCAGACGCAUAUAUCACCGGAGCCACCCACUUCUCAACCCCAUGGACGCAACUGCAAAGUCAAGGCAUCGACAUUUAUCAGGGAGAUAGCCACAGCCUCUAAGCACAAAAGGCGUCACGCGCCUCCUGCACCAGAUCCCGUGCCUUCGCCUCAGGUUGAGCAAAUUGACUACACCCAGCACGUGAAGAAAAUUUUCAUAUCGAAAAAGAAACAACUCUUUCAGUGUGAAAUUUGUAAAAAGAAACUCUCCUCAAUGACUACAACCAAAGCGCACGUCUUGACACACUUGGGCGUGAAACCAUUCUCUUGUCCAAUUUGUUCUAAAUCCUUCACGCAAAAGGGCUCAGUGGACACUCAUAUGGCUAUCCAUAAUGCGGCGAAAAAGCUCUCGUGUCCCUUCUGUCAAAAGAAGUUCACCUUCAAGCAGAAUCUUGAUGUUCACCUUUCGAGAUAUCAUAGCAAACUGGCCAAACCGGUAGUCAAUAUCCAACAAAGCCAAGAAUUGCAUUCAUUCAUCGUGGCUUAUGGGUGUCUUUCAUACUCCAUACUCUCUUCUUUCUACCUCUUUUUAUCCAUGUUUGCUGGCUACACGGGCAGGCGGUGUGCCUGUCGCUAUUGCUUCUUAACAUUUCCCAGCCCUUCUAUGUAUUGCUCACACGAACUUUUGCACCUCAAAAGGCGGAAAAUCUCCAAGUCUUAUGCUAUGGGGUUCAAAAGGAGAUUGGCCCAUCACCUUGCCCAAAAGUCUGUGAAGAAAUCUAAAGGUGGUCUCAACUUUAUCCACCUCCUGGAAUCCGAUGCUGAGGAGGCUCUCAGGCCCUACUCAGAAAAACCAACCUGUUAUUGCUCAUUCUGUAAUUUCAGAUCCCACAGUGGAGCGGCCUUAUUCCGGCACAGAAAGGAUCAUGCCUGUAUUCGCAAACGUCACUUAGAUAAGCUGAAUGCUAUUGGUCUAUUGCUCAACACUUCACAGCCUUGCUCCUGCUGUCCCUGGUGCUCCAAACUCUUUACAUCUGCGCGCAGUGCCAAGUUGCAUUUCGUGACCCACUUUUUGGCGGAUGCAUUUGUUUGCGAGAAAUGCGAUCGUCGUUUCGUCAGUGGUAUUCUGUGCAGACGUCACAUGCGACUAAAGCAUGGUUUAAGAAAGUUGAAAAUCCGCAUUAUUCUUCGCUACGACCUACCUCUCAGUCUGCAGCGUCGAAUCAGUCUAAAACCAGUACCUCCAACUGAGUUUUCGAUCGACCCAGUCGAUGCUUCUAACAUUCCGGUAGAGAUAAUUCAACUCACAGAAGCCCAUCAAUUUCCUCCUACUUCUUUCACUGAGCAGCUGAGUCAAGAGGUAGUUUGGUUAUCUGAACCGGAGUCCCAUAUUCCUGAGGUGCCUCAGCCCUCCGUGAUAAUCGUGCCUCCGGAUCCAGUUCAAGGACAACUCACAGAUACGCAGAUUCUUCCAGUGGACCAAUCAUUUGUUCUGGGAGAGGGCUUCCAGUCAGGCGACAUGUUCCUCCUCCCCCAGGGUUCUACCCUUGAUAAUCUGGAUAGUUACAAUCAGAGUGUAUUCUACAGCGACCAGGCCAGUUUUGUCGAUGCACCGGCCUUCGAUACAGACUAUCAGCCUAUGGUCGAUUUUGUCCAAGAAGCCAACUCAGCGUUAGAUUUCAACACUGAAGUGACAAUAGCAACGGAACCUCCUCCUCCCUUACCACCACCAGCACCUCAUCCUCCAUCAUCGUCAACACAGGAGGGUCUAGAUCAACAAGCAGGCCUCGCAGAUUUUUUUGGUUGUUGCCAAUGCGCGGCGCGGUUCGAUAGCAGCGUGGCGCUAUCUACUCAUGUCAUUACGCACGGCACAUCUACACAUUAUAGUGUCUGUUUGGCAUGUGGAACAAGUCGGCUGGACGCGGGAGAAUCCGUUCCGUGUAGCGCUUGCGGGCAAAAUGCCUUCCACCGGAUGGACGCGCUGUUGGAAGAUGCGAUGAUCGGUUGUGCGCGGUUCUACUGCACUCACUGCAAUUUGGUCUUUGCAGAGCUCAAUCAUUUGGAGGCGCAUGUAGCAGAGUUGACUACACCGAAUGUCUACCAACACCAACCGGUGUUGGAGGAGGUGGUGACUGUGGAGUCUGUCCAGGCGCCAGCUUGUAGCAGACGAUCUGCGCAACCGAAGAAAACGCACUUCGAGUUGCCGGCAGAAGAAGUGCAAAAGAUCAUACAGAGCCAACCCACGGCCGAGUCAAGUCUAUCUGAGAGAUUGCUAUACGAGGUGUGA